UUCUUGUUUACUUGUUCUCAUUUUUAUUUUAUGUUUGGAUUCCGCUUGGCCAAAUCUAUCUUUCGACCAGCACUUUCGCACCGCCUUUGCAGACACAGUCUAUUCUCAACCAUGCCCAAGAUUAUUGGAACGCACAGUGGCACCUUUCAUUGCGAUGAGGCCCUUGCUUGCUACAUGCUGCGCCAGCUCAAUGAGUACAAGGACGCCAAGGUAGUUCGCUCGCGUGACCAGGCUGUCCUAGACACCUGCGACAUUGUUGUCGAUGUCGGUGGUGUUUACGACCACGAGGCCAAGCGCUAUGACCACCACCAGCGUGGCUUUGACGAGCAAUUCUCGAGCGAGUUCAAGACCAAGCUUAGCAGCGCUGGCCUUGUCUACAAGCACUACGGAAAGGAAGUGAUCCGGGCCAUCCUUGCUGGAGAGGAGAUCAGCGACAGUGAGACUGAUAUUCUGUACAACAAGAUUUACGAAAGCUUCAUCGAGGGAAUUGACGGCAUUGACAACGGUAUUUCGCGGUACCCCGAGGACAUCGAGCCGGCAUACAAGGAGAGCACUGGUCUUUCUGCGCGCGUCGGGCGCCUGAACCCCUGGUGGAACGAGCCUGAGGGCGACAUGGAUGCGCGUUUUGUCAAGGCUGUGGCCAUGACCGGCGAGGAGCUUGCUGAACGCGUGCGCUACUUUGCGCUCGCAUGGCUGCCGGGACGCAAGAUUGUUGAGCAGGGAUUCGAAAACCGCUUUGACAUUGAUAGUAGUGGCCAGAUUGUACUCUUUGAGCAGUUUUGCCCCUGGAAGGACCAUGUUGACAUUAUUGAGGAAGAAGUUAUGGCCAAGAGUCCCGAAUCACCCAAGAUUCUGUAUGUUCUGUAUCCCGAUACUGCCGGCGCUUGGCGUGUUCAGGCGGUCCCCGAGAGACCCGGCUCGUUCAAGUCGCGCCACCCAUUGCCCGAGGCAUGGCGCGGUGUGCGCGACGAUGACCUGUCGGAGCGCUCAGGAAUUGAGGGUUGCAUUUUUGUUCACCAGUCUGGAUUCAUUGGUGCCAACAAGACCCGCGAUGGCGCCCUUGCACUUGCUCGCAAGGCAUUGACUAUGGACUAAGUGUUUAUGAAAUGCCACCCCCAGCCAGAUAAUUUGCGUCAGCUUUGCUUUGUUUUAUUUUAAUGUGUACAGCUUGCUAGCAAAUAUGUUUUAUAUUACAAAAGCAUCCUAAUAAAAAGUGAAUAAAAUAUUU
Messenger RNA from Kickxella alabastrina, 1228 nucleotides. RefSeq names its product metal-dependent protein hydrolase. NCBI's taxonomy places the organism in Eukaryota, Fungi, Kickxellomycota, Kickxellomycetes, Kickxellales, Kickxellaceae. The record is from RefSeq and is a predicted model, not a curated record. Gene Ontology annotation, cellular component: cytoplasm; nucleus. The coding region runs from base 31 to 1095 and encodes 354 amino acids. The transcript has a single exon.